Messenger RNA from Prunus avium (sweet cherry), 2708 nucleotides. RefSeq names its product Ubiquitin-like superfamily protein. Gene Ontology annotation, biological process: ERAD pathway. The record is from RefSeq and is a predicted model, not a curated record. Gene Ontology annotation, cellular component: BAT3 complex. Lineage: Eukaryota; Viridiplantae; Streptophyta; Magnoliopsida; Rosales; Rosaceae. Gene Ontology annotation, molecular function: misfolded protein binding; polyubiquitin modification-dependent protein binding.
CCGACCACCAUCACUCUCCCAAUUUAGGCAUUAUACUUCCCUCCUGGCCUUCCGAGGUGCUCAUCCAUCGUUUGCCACACAGUGACAGAGCGGGCGACCCAGCCAAUUUCGGUGGCGGAGACCAUUUUCAUAUAAACCCCCCUCUCUCUCUCUCCGAGGGCUUUUGUGUCCCGCUCUUGGGCUAUUAUUAAGCUUCUCCAUCUUCUGGAAGCUUCCUCUAGUUGAUCUCUUGGCUUAGGUUCAGUGUGGUCUGAGAAGAAUGGGAAGUAAUAGUGCUGAACACAUUCCCAUGUGCGAGCAAAUUGAAGGGUCUGAAACUACUGUUGAGAUAAAAAUAAAAACAUUGGAUUCACAAACCUAUACUCUCAGGGUGGAUAAACAGAUGCCAGUUCCUGCCUUGAAAGAGCAGAUUGCCUCUGUCACUGGUGUACUAUCCGAGCAACAACGACUAAUAUGCCGAGGAAAAGUUCUAAAGGAUGAUCAGCUUCUCUCUGCCUAUCAUGUUGAAGAUGGUCACACCUUACAUUUGGUUGUCAGGCAACCUGUCCCACCCUCAUCCGAGGGAUUACCAAAUCAUCCAGGAACUGAUCCGGCUUCAAGUACAAGCCGUGGUCAGCAUCAAGUUGCCCCUGGUGUGGUUAUUGAAACUUUCAGCAUGCCUGUUCAAGGGGAUGGUUUUCCACCAGAAAUCAGUCGGAUCAUCUCUGCCAUUCUCGGCUCUAUAGGAUUACCAAAUAUUUCAGGUGGCAGUGAAGGGAUUGAAGUCAGGGAACAUGGGCCACAGAGGCCAGAAAGGACACCAGGUUUGAGUGGUAUGUUUGAUUUUUCCCAAUUUCAGUCUGAACAAGCUGGCUCAAGGGGUCCCUCUGAUAGAUCAAAUGGGACUUUUGGUCAUCCAGCAGAAUUUUCUUUGGGGACUCUACCACCCCUGGUAAUUCCUGAUUCAUUGACUACUUUAUCCCAAUAUCUCAGUCAUCUGAGGCGUGAAUUUGAGGCCAUUGCCAGAGAUGGGGGAAGGGGUCAAACAGCUGCUACUCUUAGGACUGAAGAAAGUUCCAAUGCCUCAUCACAUACAGGGGCAAGGCAAGAGGGGCUCCCCUCACCUGCAUCGUUGGCAGAAGUCAUGCGUUCUACUCGACUACUACUCCUUGAACAAGUUGGAGAAUCCCUACUUCAAUUUGCAAGCCAACUGGAGAAUCAAGUGAAUGUGACUGAUCCAUCAGCAAGGUUCAGUGCCCAAUCUAGUGCGUCAAGAACUGGAGCUUUGUUUCACAACCUUGGCGCCUUUUUACUUGAACUUGGUCGUACAACCAUGACAUUGCAACUGGGUCAAACACCGUCUGACGCGGUGGUUAAUGCUGGACCUGCAGUUUUCAUAUCCCCGACUGGCCCUAAUCCGAUAAUGGUUCAGCCGCUUCCUUUUCAAUCAGGAAUGAGCUUUGGUGCCAUCCCCAUGGGAGCUGUGCAGCCUGGUUCUGGUCUUGUUAAUGGACUUGGUACUGGUUUUGUUCCAAGGCGUAUUGAUAUACAAAUACGAAGAGGUUCAUCAGCAACAACGCCCAAUGUCACUCGGGAGGAACAUGGGGAUACUCAGCAGCCUUCAGGGCAAAGAAACCCAGCAAGCUCUGGUGGUGAAAAUCCUACUAAUCAAGCUACUUCAAGGGUCUCAGAUGGUCCAGCUUUUGCUGGAGAUUCAACUGUACGCAUAGUGCCAAUUAGGACCAUGGUUGCAGCAGUACCUGCACCUCUCAGUCGCCUACCAUCUGAUUCUACUGGUAAUUCGAUAGGGUUAUACUAUCCAUUACUUGGAAGGCUUCAACAUGUAGCUUCUGGACAUGUGAGUGGUGAACGAGGAACUCUAGCUUCUGGAGAUCGUCCUCCUGCCGGUCUCCAUGCUGAUCAGCAAUCUUCGGAGCAAAACAUUGGAGGUCCUGCAAGAGAGGGAUCAACCCCCAAUUUAAGGCAGGAGCCAUCUAUUGCACGGAGUGUCAGUGUCAACAUUUUAUCAGCUGGAGGAACCCAAAACAACCAAGAAUCUGAGAGACAGAUCCCAAGCGGCAUUUUACAGUUUAUAAGGAACCUCUUUCCUGGUGGUGAAAUUCACGUAGAAGAUGGCAGUGCAGAGGGAUUGACUACAGGUUCUGUAUCAGAUCAGGCAAGGACAUCGAGUGGUGUUGUGGGUGCACAAGAAGCCGAACUGAGGGUUACCGAUGAAGGACUAUUUUUGUCUAAUUUGCUUCAUCAAAUCAUGCCAUUCAUAUCUCAAGCAUCAGGGGGAGAGCCAGGUCUUGUACCUACAGCGGUGGAAAAUUCUUCUGAGCACAGAAUGGCCCAAGAUUCUUCCACCAGGGCUGAGAACUCCAAUGUUGGGACAUCCCGUCGGCGGAGUGAUUGCGAACCAAAUCCUCCUAGUUCAAAACGUCAAAAGAUGGAGUGAGUUAUGAUUAGAGGGUUUAAGCACUGGCAUUGGUAUCCAUGGUCUGGAAAAAGUGAAGAGUUUUCUUGAGUAAAGUCGUUGAAAUAUAAAUCUUUGUUUUUCACCUCAAAGCGAGAGACUCUGUAAAAUUUAUCGAGUUCCUGUUGAGACAUAGUUUUGAUGAUCCCUAUAAUAUUAGUGUUUAUUACAUUCCUUGAAUUACAUAAAGCCUGAAUUUCACAUGGAACACGUGAUCAAUCUUAUCGGAUAAUUGGUAGAGGAGCAGGGUGAA